CUGCACGCCGCUGCGGCGGGCCGGACCGACCGCCUCGCCGCAGAAUGUCUAAGGCCAGAUGGGGGAUAUUUACAUAUUAGGCAAGUUGAGGAGCAGGUUUCCACAGAGCUUCAUGGUAGUUUACAGGAGGCUUGGCUGACUUCCUCAGGCAGGAUUAAUUUAUUUUUGGAAAUCAAGUGCAAUAAUAAGAGGAAAACAAACUGUACUGCACAUUAUUUGAAGCCAUUUCUGCUAAUUUUAUUACAUUUUAAAAUUUAUGAUUUGAUUUGAAUACUAUCAUGGGAGGAGCGGUGAGUGCUGGGGAAGAUAACGAUGACUUAAUUGAUAACUUAAAAGAAGCUCAGUAUAUCCGCACUGAAAGAGUGGAGCAAGCCUUCAGAGCAAUUGAUCGCGGAGAUUACUAUUUGGAAGGCUACAGAGACAAUGCUUACAAAGACUUAGCCUGGAAGCAUGGGAACAUACACUUGUCAGCACCUUGCAUUUAUUCUGAAGUUAUGGAAGCAUUGAAACUUCAACCAGGAUUGUCUUUUCUUAACCUGGGAAGUGGAACCGGAUAUUUAAGUACAAUGGUGGGCUUAAUUUUAGGUCCUUUUGGAAUAAAUCAUGGGAUUGAGCUUCAUUCAGAUGUGGUGGAAUAUGCCAAGGAAAAACUGGAGAGCUUCAUCAAAAAUAGUGAUAGCUUUGAUAAAUUUGAGUUCUGUGAACCGGCAUUUGUGGUUGGCAAUUGCCUCCAGAUAGCAUCUGACAGUCAUCAGUAUGAUCGAAUUUAUUGUGGAGCUGGAGUCCAGAAAGACCAUGAGAACUACAUGAAAAUAUUACUGAAAGUUGGAGGCAUUCUAGUCAUGCCUAUAGAAGAUCAGUUAACACAAAUUAUGCGAACUGGACAAAAUACUUGGGAAAGUAAAAAUAUUCUUGCUGUUUCAUUUGCUCCACUUGUGCAGCCAAGUAAGAAUGAUAAUGGCAAACCCGAUUCUGUGGGACUCCCCCCCUGUGCUGUCAGGAAUCUGCAGGACUUGGCUCGUAUUUAUAUUCGACGCACACUUAGAAAUUUCAUAAACGACGAGAUGCAGGCCAAGGGGAUUCCUCAGAGGGCUCCACCCAAAAGGAAAAGAAAGAGAGUUAAGCAGAGAAUUAACACUUACGUGUUCGUGGGUAAUCAGCUUAUUCCUCAGCCUCUAGACAGCGAAGAGGAUGAAAAAAUGGAAGAAGAUAAAGAAGAGGAAGAGAAAGAUGACAGUGAUGCCAUGAAGCCAGAGGAGCCACCUCAGAAUCUACUGAGAGAGAAAAUCAUGAAGCUCCCCCUCCCCGAAUCUUUAAAAGCUUACUUGACAUAUUUCAGAGAAAAAUAACUUAAACCACGAAGAAAGAAUGCCUACUGAUAAUUCCUUUAGUCUUGAAAAUGUAGCAUUUGUUAGAAGUUAAAGGAGAGAGAAAUCUCUUCUAUCAGCAAAUUGUAGUGGGGGUGGGGGGAGUAUAACGUUUCUGUCUUACUAAUGAUGCAUUCAGUGAUUAAAAAGAAUCCCUUUUAUAAAAUAUAUUUUUCUUUAAAUCUUGGAAAAAUUGCUGUUUUAAUUCAGUGACUUCAAGAGUGGAAUUCAGCAAUAGUCAAGACUUUGUGUACUGUAAAUCUUUUUCUGAUUCCCACAGAUUUGUUUGUAGUCGUGAGGGGUGGACUUCAUUUUAUAUAAGGUUAAAUAAUUAUUAAGCAAAUACAACCUUAUUUGAAUUGCAGUUUGCCUUUCCUCUAGGAAAACUCAAAUGCUUUGUAGACCCACUUACCUUCCUGUUUUUUGCAAUCCCUAUUGCUGAGUUACUGUAGAUGCAUUCCGGGCAAUAUAUGAGUGCAAUAACAAUACAGACAUUGAGUAAUUUAGCUUUAAAAAAGCUUCAUGGAAUUCAACAGCACUGCUACUUUUGCUUUUGAAUCUAUUGCCAAAAGACACGGGAAAAUACCUGCUUCUCUCAUAGAGAUUUUAAGAGCAUACAUCAAGUGAACAUUAAAGUAAAACGUAUAUGCUUAAUACUCAUAAUUUGUAUGGACCCUUUACAUUUUCAGUAUUUAAAAAUGAUGAGGUUAUAUUACUCUGGAGUUUUAGAAGAUAGUAUAUUUAGGAUUGUUUUUUCUAUAGUCCACUGUGUAAAGUAUUUGGUUUUAAAAAAUCCAUUGUUCUGUAUGACUGUUGAUAGCACAGAGAGUGAAUGAAAAGCAUGAGUGGUGGCCACUUCUGGAUCCUGCUCGGUGGCAGGGCCUGAGCAGAGUUGGUUAUAGCAGGUGCACUUUAGCAAAUGGAACUUCUAGUUCAUCUGAGUACUUCUCUUUGGCUGAGCUAGUCUGCGUUUGCUUUGAAAUUCAUUUUCGUAGUAUAAGAAAUAUUCACAGAAAUUGUAUAUAGAUGCCUUUUGCUUUGAAAAUUUAGUUCCAAGUCAUAGUGUAAUCUUUGGGACCCACAUUGUGCUCAUUUAAUUUCUUCCCAUGCCUGUUAUUUCUCUUGGUAAAAUUAGAAUGAUUUUCAUUUUUUUGCUGAAUGUCACAUAAACUAUCAUUUAACAGUUAUAGCUUUUCAGUGAUAACACAAGUACUAAAUGCCAUUUUUUAGUGUCUUUUCAUCAUAUAGGGCCUGAAAUCAGUCAUCCUCAUUAAGGUAUACAAUAUAGCCUAUUUAGUCAUUAGUGUCACAAGGAUUACGUAUUAUUUAAAAGGGAAAUCUGAGAGUAUCACUUAUUACCACCAGCAUCACUGUUAAAAUAGUUGAUCAAAUAUGCUGAAGGAAACCCAGUCAGUGUACAGUGGAAGGAUUAUCACCUCUGCAAAUACUCAGUUAGUAAUACAUAGAUGCUUUAAAAAAAUCUCAGUUCUGGAAAUUCCACAUGUCUAAAACCAAGUGUUUGAAAUAUUCUAAGCAUAAACGAUCCUAAAUAAAUGAGAACAUUUUAGUUAUAUAAUUUCAUGGAAGGUGAUUGUUUUAUACCAGUGACAGAGGCUAGGGGGUUGGGUGGGGUAUCUCCACGAGUUUUCUCAGAUGAUUACUAAACCGUUACUUUUAAAUGCCUCAUGCCAUUUAUGUCAAGGAAAUUGUUUUAUACAAUUGUCAUCUAUUUAAUUUUGAAUUAAAUAUUAGUUUUAGAAGUUUAAUCUUGAGUUCCUGGUAUGUAUUUUUACCCAGCACCCCUCCACACACAUUUGUUGUUUUCAGAGCUGACCCAGAUAUGCAGACGUGAUGAUUUUCUUAAAUGAUGGUUUCGCUGGCAGGAGAGAGUUUUUAUCUAGGCUGACUUUGAAGAUUGGCUUUUUCAUCACAUUUUUUAGUCUGUUGACCUUGGCAAAGUGUACACCAGAUUUUCAUGAUUGCAUAUUUUUGUCAUUGAAAUGUAUCCUUUCUGUUUUUAAAUGCAUUCAUUUUACAGUUGUGACUUUAUUAUUGACUUUAAAGAAAGAAAUAGAAAUAAAAACUGAUAAUGCAACUGAAAGCCCUUUUAUGUAUUAAUGGGAAUAUAUUAGAGUGAUAAACAAUAUGUUGCGUUUGUGUUUAUUUUUCAAUGCAUUCAUGUUUACUUGAAUAUAGGUGAUUAUGCUUUAUAAGUGGAGAAGUAGCAAGUAAAAGAUGAAGUAAAGUUAAUUGAAAAUGAUGAGUAUAUCAUGUGAUUUUUUAUAGCCAGAUGAGAAAAUAGAAAUAAUCUAACCCAGUAAAUUAUUUUGCAAGAGAGAGUAGGGGAGGUAGCAUGAUUUUCCUAAAUCAGACAGCUAGUUGGAGAUGGCUCAAAAUAGCAUCCAGCAUCUGAUAAAUCCCAAGGAAUUUGUCAAUGGCACCAUAACUACUAAGAAAAUAAUUUAAAUCUAUACUGCUUAUUGGUCUAUAUAUUUGGUUCUAGUAUUAAUAAAGGAAAAUGGCACAUGUAGUGGUUAAAAUAAAAUAUUAAAAUGUGUGUUGGUUUCUAGCUGUCUGUGGGCAUAAAAGUGAAGCAAAACCUGUUAAAUUGUGGGAAGACUUGGGAAAUUAUUUUAAAUAAACAAUUGCAUAUAAUGAAACCAUU
This is a messenger RNA of Eptesicus fuscus (big brown bat), 4032 nucleotides long. RefSeq names its product protein-L-isoaspartate (D-aspartate) O-methyltransferase domain containing 1 (gene PCMTD1). Gene Ontology annotation, molecular function: protein-L-isoaspartate (D-aspartate) O-methyltransferase activity. The transcript has 7 exons. The coding region runs from base 279 to 1349 and encodes 356 amino acids. Gene Ontology annotation, cellular component: cytoplasm. Gene Ontology annotation, biological process: protein modification process. The record is from RefSeq and is a predicted model, not a curated record. Lineage: Eukaryota; Metazoa; Chordata; Mammalia; Chiroptera; Vespertilionidae.